AUGAACAAUCGAAUCGAAAAUCCUUUUUGGAAAUUUACAAAAUUAUUUACAGAGAAAGGUCGUAAAAUGCGCGAAAUGUGCGAUUAUUUAUCAACUUUUGCUUAUGAUAUAAUUAAGAAACAUAGGAGUAAUCCGGAAGCAUCAAAAGACCACAGAGAUAUCCUUAAUAUAUUUAUGAACGCUCAACAUGAUAACGAAGAAAAAUUGACCGAUAAGGAAUUAAGAGAUAUUAUAUUAAAUUUUAUCAUUGCUGGACGUGACACAACUGCACAAGUAGUAAUACUUUGGCGCAUGCUUCUUUAA
Messenger RNA from Funneliformis geosporum, 303 nucleotides. Lineage: Eukaryota; Fungi; Glomeromycota; Glomeromycetes; Glomerales; Glomeraceae. The record is from the annotation of a GenBank genome assembly.